CGGGAGUGGGUUGUCUUACUCUGGCAAAAAGAUCCCCUCCAAUUACUAUCAUCAUAGAUGGAAUGACUGUGAACUGUACUUUGUCUGUUCUCCCCCUACCCGAUGGAGUGCAAGCACUAAUAGGGAGAGACGUUCUUGCUCAGAUGGGGAUGGUUCUAACUAAUUAACCAAGACCCUCUUUAGCAUGACAGCCAUUGCCUGGACUUUCCCGAUCCCUCUCCAAUGGAAAACAGAAACGCCGGUGUGGGUAGAGCAAUGGCCCUUAAAAAGGGAAAGUCUAUUAGAAGCACAUGCCUUGGUGUCAGAACAAUUACAACAGGGACACUUGCGUUUAUCAACGAUUUCUUGGAAUACUCCUGUCUUUGUAAUCAGGAAAAAAUCUGGAAAGAACAGGAUUUUACAUGAUCUACGUGCAGUAAAUGCCCAGAUGCAUACUAUGGGGGCACUACAACCAGGACUACCAAACCCAACUAUGCUCCCACACAAUUGGUUCCUGUUAAUAAUUGAUCUUAAGGACUGUUUUUUCACUAUUGCAUUGCAUGAGCAAGCAUUCACUGCCCCUGCUAUAAACAAAGAGGGACCAGCGCAGCGUUUUGUGUGGACAGUGUUACCUCAGGGGAUGAAAAAUUCUCCCACAUUUUGUCUGCUUUACGUGGAUGCUGCAUUACAGCCAAUUAGAAAAUCAUGGCCCUCUACAGUGAUCUACCACCACAUGGAUGAUUUACUGUUUGCUCAGUCCACUAAUUUUACAGAAAAUCAAAACCAGCAGUUAGUUAACCGGUGGCAGCAACAAGGUUUAGUCAUAGCCACUGAGAAAAUUCAAGAAUCCAGUCCCUGGCAUUAUUUAGGCUGGCAAAUCCCAGACUCUGUCAUUCGGCCUCAAAGGUUAUCAAUCAAUACAGAGAUUGCCACCUUGCACGAUGCUCAAGAUUCUUAG
Messenger RNA from Lepidothrix coronata (blue-crowned manakin), 937 nucleotides. Its product is annotated as endogenous retrovirus group K member 11 Pol protein-like. NCBI's taxonomy places the organism in Eukaryota, Metazoa, Chordata, Aves, Passeriformes, Pipridae. The record is from RefSeq and is a predicted model, not a curated record. Gene Ontology annotation, molecular function: RNA stem-loop binding.